AUGCAACUGCCAAUUCUAGCCCGGCUCAGAAGGCACCUCUGCCUAAGUGCCACUCCCAACGGUCCCGCUAACCCUCCUGUCGGUCCUGCCACUCCAAACGGUCCUGCCAAUCCUCCUACUCCCAACGGUCCCGCUCACCCUCCUGUCGGUCCUGCCACUCCCAACGGUCCUGCCAAUCCUCCUACUCCCAACGGUCCCACUAGCCCUCCUGUCGGACUCGGUCCUGCCACUCCCAACAGUCCCACCAACCCUCCCACUAAUCCCCCUCCUCCACCUUAUUUUCCCGGGCCCAACACUGGUUCCAAUUCUAUUCCCUCUGCAACAAAGCAUUACACGGACGAUGAGCUAGCUGAUCUGCUGAAUAUCGAUCCUGGAGCAAUCACAUACCUCAUGUCAGUCUCAAGCAUGUACACCCGCGCAAAAAUGGGAGAAGAAGCUUAUACCCAGUACAACGAGGAGAUAAAAAAGCUAUUUCCCUUCGAAGAAACCCCAGCUCCUGACAUCCAUUCAAUUCCUAUUGCGCCGCAGGAGCCUGGGGAAAGCCAGGAGGUUUUUGAAGCUCGUCGGGUACUUGUGGAGGCGGAAGAGGUCUUGAAAAUCUACGAGGCUGACAUCCAGGUUGUAGCCCAGCACCUGGAUGCCUUUCUUCAACAAGGGGCUCAAUUUCCAAAUACGAGGACGCCUGUGGAGCAGGCGAUAUUGAUGAAUGCCACCUUUCGUGCCCGCGACACGCUCUUGAACUUGCAGAUGGGAUAUCUGGCAGAGAAGGAGCGACGUGAGCGACGUGCUGCAAGAUAUCAAGACCUGGCGGACGGAGACGCACUAGAACGGCUUGGGCGGGAGUUUCUUGAACUUGGUAGCCGGUUGAGCAAGUUGGAGGGAGAGAUGAGGACUGUGGGGUUAGGCCCGACUCGUGCCUAUGAGGUCCAGCAGGAGUAUGCGGCGGCGGUGCAAGAGAUGCAUGUGUUGGAGGGAAAAAAGGCGGCAUUGAUGGCAGAGUUGGAGAAGCGACCAACGGGACCGGCCAAGGGGAAGAAAAGGAUGAGAGGUACGGAUGCUGCCGGCGUGGAUGCUGUCUCAGAGGUCGGUGACGAUGGGGAAGAGGAGGAAGACGAAGAGAAAACUGCUGCUCCUGCAGCCAAGAAGGUUAAACAGGAACGAGAUGCGAAGGUCGUGUUCGAAGAUCUCACUGAGAAUGCACAGGAGGAAUGGACGGAGGAGGGGCUGGAAGCGAUUGCCAAAUUCCAACGGACGAAGAACCCAAGCGUGAUCCCCCAACGCAUCCGCGAAAUGGUUCGGGAGAGUCAAGGAUAUCUCGUUGAGAGUGCAAUUACUUCCCGGGAGGUUGCUAUCGAGUUCCAUCGUUCGACCCGCAACAAUUACGUCUGUCGCCUUCACCGGUUGCGUCGUGGCGGCCGUCCUCCUGUUGACGGUAUUGUUCCUGGUCGCUUCAACACUGUCGAAGGUACCGCCUACAAGAACGACACGGGGACAAAAGACAAGCCCGCCGAUGCCAAGCCAGGUCACAUGCACUGUGGCUGCGCAAUCGACCACGUCCUCCUUGACUUUCUCCUUUGGAAGCUCGUCAAAAUCAAGUCGACCAACCCGAAAUAUUCUAAUAUCAAGGAAGGCCUUUCAAAGAAGGACAUUUUUACCGGGAGACAAAGAACCUUUGUCUUCACGGCUCUCAGUCGACUGGCUAACCUAUCUAUCGAUGACUUCUACAACACAGGUGCGGAGUUUGGGACGUUGGAGUGGGAGGUGGCCCUGUUACACCGCCAAAUGAACCGGGCAAUGGCGCGUUUGAACAAUGUGGGUCUGUUCAUACAGGUGAAGGACGGCACAAUUGCACUAUCCCGCGAACCCGCUCAGGCAGCCCCAGCCCCACCACCGUCUUAA
Messenger RNA from Coprinopsis cinerea okayama7#130, 1899 nucleotides. RefSeq lists its product as hypothetical. The transcript has 2 exons. The record is from RefSeq and is a predicted model, not a curated record. The coding region runs from base 1 to 1899 and encodes 632 amino acids. NCBI's taxonomy places the organism in Eukaryota, Fungi, Basidiomycota, Agaricomycetes, Agaricales, Psathyrellaceae.